This is a messenger RNA of Cooperia oncophora, 285 nucleotides long. The record is from the annotation of a GenBank genome assembly. NCBI's taxonomy places the organism in Eukaryota, Metazoa, Nematoda, Chromadorea, Rhabditida, Trichostrongylidae.
AUGGCCAUUCAAGGAUGUGGAGCCAACAGGCAUUGUCAAUUCAGUACAACUCUCGAGAGGUAUAUUUGCUGCGGUCUGGAAUCAGAUGUUCGAUUGCCUAAUGUAUGUCCACCUCAGCCAGCUAACCUUGUUCCGGUUGAGCUAGCUGGAAACUACCGUACCUGCAAUCCUUACGCACGGGCCGGAACACCUCAGAGCUGUCCGGACAAUUCUGCAUGUUUGUACACUGGCAACGAUAACGGCUUCAUUUGUUGUCGGGUACAGUUGGGUGGUGGAAGGGCGUAA